Penicillium mononematosum is the source of this 1851-nucleotide messenger RNA. Its product is annotated as Zn(II)2Cys6 transcription factor domain-containing protein. Gene Ontology annotation, molecular function: DNA-binding transcription factor activity, RNA polymerase II-specific; zinc ion binding. Lineage: Eukaryota; Fungi; Ascomycota; Eurotiomycetes; Eurotiales; Aspergillaceae. The transcript has 3 exons. The record is from RefSeq and is a predicted model, not a curated record. Bases 1 to 1851 code for a protein of 616 amino acids. Gene Ontology annotation, biological process: regulation of DNA-templated transcription.
AUGGCUACCAACACACUCCACACUCCGGGAUUAAUUACAGCUGGUAUAGAUGGCAUCGAGGCUGAAGCGUUUCCUAGUGAGGAUUCGAUGAAGGGGUCCAAGUCGAAAUCUCCUUCCCGGGACUCUGCCAAUGACAAUGGAUUCCGUUGUGAGAUUUGCAACAAAGCUUACCCGCGGCGUGAUCUACGAGAUCGACACCGGCGUCGAUGUGCCGCCAAAGGAGGCCAGAGCCGCAAAUCCAAGCAGAAGUCCUGUGAAACAUGCGCGCAAAAGAAGAUCCGCUGUUCAUUGUCCCGUCCUAACUGUGAUCGAUGUGCUCAAUUAGGAAUCUCAUGCCAAUACCCUUCCGGUAUAAGAGAGGCGGGGAAGAAUUCGCGCCUGGUCAAUACGAAUCUAUCUAUGACCCCAACUAUUCAGGAACAGCCACAGAACAUCAAUUUCACACCCGAGCACACACAGUGUGUCGAGGUCAGUUCUGUCUCGAUGACCGACACUCCAGAUGAAACCCACCAGGAAUCUCUGGGACCCAUGCCGGACCUCAACGCUCAACUACCUGACGCAUGGCCACCAUUUGAUUUUGAAAAUAUGCAAUUUACAGAAGAUGAAAUACCAGGAGACUUUUGGUCUUACCCAACUGAGACAACAGGGAGCUCUCUACCCUGGAAUGGAGACAUAACGCACCUUCCAGAGUUUGAACUCACCGGGUCACUGGACUCUGUUUAUACAUCAACCUCCGACUCUGUUUCAGGGCAUCUCGAUCUCACCCAACAGAUAGAAAACGAAUCAAGCCCGUCCGCACCGAGCGGUCAAUCGAAUUCAUCAUCUUCGCCAGUAAGCAGCAGUUUCACCGAAGAGGAGCGUUCAAUGUCUGUAAACCUGGACAAUAGGCUUUACAGUCCCUCUCACCUCAUCUUCGGACACACCUUCAUAGUCGGUCUGGGACGUCAAAUCCGGGGCGACACAAGCAGUCUGUGUCAGGAGAUGCUCGAGCAUCUGCGGGAAUAUCCCGGUCUCAUUCUCGAUAGAGAGUUCUGGUCCCCCUUCGUCCACCACAGAUUAUACCGCUGCUCUUUGGGCGGAAUGGCACCACCGAUGGCAGACGCCUUGGCUUGUGUAGGUGCUUAUGCAAGCACAGCUGGCUCAGGUUCCGGUUUCGUCGAUCGUAUGAUAUCCCAAGAGCGGGAGAAGCUUGUGCGCAAUUUCCACAGCUACACCGAUACCCCGGAAUUCUGCCUGGCUGCUAUGCAUGCUGUAUGCAUUUACCAGAUUAUGGGGUUGUUCGGCGACAGCUUUAUACCUGCUGCAGUUAAGAAGCCAGUGUUUAGCAAUGGAAGCGAGGAGCGACGGCAGGAGUUUGAGAGACAUGCCGAACUCUACAGCUCAUUCCUGUUGAAGAUGACCCGACGACUGUCGAGUAUCCAUUCAAAGGCCCUCCAAAUCCAUCACGAGGAUGAGAACGAUUGGAACCAAUGGAAGUUCAUGGAAUCCCUUCGCCGGAACUUCUUCUUCGUUCAUAUAAUCAACAUCCUGGAGUCAAAGGCACGGAAGUUAAACGAGAGCUACUUUGAGCCACUGAACGACAACAUGAUCCUCAGGCUUCCACUUCCUGCCCCGGAACGAAUGUGGCGGGCAUGCAGCGCCGAAGAGUGGAUGCUUGCGCGUACACAAACACUGGGACAUUCGACUUCACCCAAGUCCACUGGAUGUGGGGCUGAACCGAAUCUUCGGACACUGGGAAGUGUCUUGCAGGCAGUCCAUGCAGGAAAGGUGAAUGUCGCGUCGUUGUUGCCACUUACUCGUAUGAUCCUGGCGAGCGCUAUCAUUUCCCCACCGGGUUCUGCAUCGUUCUAA